UGAGGCAGGCAAGAGGCCCGAGCCCUGGGGGAAAGGGGCUGCUCCCGCCCCACUGGGAGGAGGGGGUCAAGGGGACCAGGCCGACUCUCAGGAGCCUCCCUCCUCAUAGAGGAGGAGCUGGGGCCCCCAGUGGUCUCCACCCAUUGCCAGGAGGACAGACUGGGGGUCUCUGCCACUCCAGGCCCCCAGCAGGCGUACAAGGGGUGGAGCGGUCCCUGGAGGCCAGCAGGGCUGCCGGUGGAGGCGAGGAGCCGCCCCAGGAAGAGGGAGGGAGGGAGCGGCCGCCCAGAGAGCCAGGCGCAGCGGGCGUGGGCAGCCGGGCCUGAGCGGUGGGCCAUGGGGACCCAGCGUCCCAGCGCUGGGUAAGAAGGCUGGGUUCAGGGUUGGGUUUGGGGAUGAGCAUGGGGCCUUGGCUACUUUGGUUGAUACUGCUGUGUUCCCUGGAUCUCAGUCCCUGUGUGUCUGUCCUUGGGUCUUACUCUGUCCAUCCACCUUUCCCUCUGGCCCAGGGUGAAAUCCGGCCUUUUACCCCCCACCACCAGAGUGUGGUGGAGUGGGAGGGGGAGAGGGAGGCAGGAUGUGGGUCUCCCUGAGGUCUCUGGGACAGGGAGGGGUUGUGGGCCUCCAGGUGAGGUGGUGGUCAGGGAUGGUGCUCGGUGAGAGAGCAGUGGAGCCCAGAGACCACCGUGGAGGACCGAGUUGGCCAUGGGCACAGAUAUGACCCCAGGGCCCAGAGACGAGGUUCUGGGAGAGUGCCAUGGAAGCCAGAGAUGGGACUGUGGGGACAAAGACAUGASUAUAAAGAUACAAUGCCAUCAAAGCAAAAAAUGGGACCAGGCUGUGAGACACAGAGAUGGUCCACAGACAAGAGAUGGGGCUGUGGGGGGAGGGUUAUGGGGACAGAGACAGUGCCAUGGGGGUCAGAGAUGGGUCCAUGGGGAAGGGGAUGUCUGUGAUAGUGAAGUUGGAGCUGGGGACAUCAAGAAUGGGACUGAAGUGAAGGUGACAUGGUGAAGGUCAGUGCGGGCACCUUCGAGCAGCCUGUCCCUGGGGUCAGAAAUAGGUGUCCCAGAUGGGGCCUGGGCCAGGAGUUUGCUUGCUGUAAAAAUGGAAAAUGGGGGUCAGAGGUGGAUCUCUGGGGUGCAGAAGUGGGGCAGAGACCUGGGGUGCUGGUCCAGGGCAGCCUUAGAGUGGUGGGCAUAUGGGAAGGAGGCGGCAGAAAGGAAGGAGGAGCAAGAGAUGGGCUAGUGAGGGGCGGGGGCAUCAGAACAGCUAGGGUCAUCUGGAGUUGCCACAGGCAAAAGGGCCUUGGGGUCAGAUGGGUUCUGGUGAGAUGGGACAGUCAAUCCGCGGUCUCCCGCUGUGUCCCUCCCGCCUCACUUGCCUUCAUCUCCUCUACCCAGCCCUCCUGGCGCCUGACAUGAGUCUUUGCGGGCCCCUUAACCGGAGCCUGGCCGGCGAGGCUACCACAUGCUCGGCGCCCGGGAUCCCCAACGUGUCGGCGGUGCCGCCCUUGGGUGGUACGGGCGGAUCACCAGCGUUGCCCAUCUUCUCCAUGACGCUGGGUGCAGUGUCCAACGUGCUGGCACUGGCGCUGCUGGCUCAGGCCGCAGGCCGCCUGCGGCGCCGCCGCUCGGCCGCCACCUUCCUGUUGUUCGUCGCUAGUCUGCUGGCCAUCGACCUGGCGGGCCACGUGAUCCCGGGCGCACUAGUGCUGCGCCUGUAUGCUGCGGGGCGCACACCGGCCGGGGGGGCCUGCCACUUCCUGGGUGGUUGCAUGGUCUUCUUCGGCCUGUGCCCGCUCCUGCUGGGCUGCGGCAUGGCAGUGGAGCGCUGUGUGGGUGUCACCUGGCCUCUGCUCCAUGCCGCGCGCGUCUCGGUGGCCCGCGCGCGCUUUGCGCUGGCCGCAUUGGCCGCUGUGGCCUUGGCGGUGGCGCUGCUCCCGCUAGCACGCGUGGGUCGCUAUGAGCUGCAGUACCCUGGCACCUGGUGUUUUAUUGGCCUCGGGCCACCCGGCGGCUGGCGUCAGGCGCUGCUUGCCGGCCUCUUCGCAGGCCUCGGCCUGGCUGCGCUACUCGCUGCGCUAGUGUGCAACACUCUCAGCGGCCUGGCCCUGCUGCGCGCCCGCUGGCGCCGCCACUCCGGACGUUUUCCCCAGGCCUCCCGCCCAGAUAGCCGCCGACGCUGGGGGUCACGAGGCCUCCGCUCGGCCUCCGCCUCAUCUGCCUCAUCCAUCGCUUCAGCCUCCCCAGCCCUCCGCAGUUCCCGGGGCGGAGGCUCAGCACGCAGAACCCGCGCCCACGACGUGGAGAUGGUGGGCCAGCUCGUGGGCAUCAUGAUGGUGUCGUGCAUCUGCUGGAGCCCGCUGCUGGUGUUGGUGGUGCUGGCCAUCGGGGGCUGGAACUCCARCUCGCUGCAGCGGCCGCUAUUUCUGGCCGUGCGCCUUGCUUCCUGGAACCAGAUCCUGGACCCCUGGGUGUACAUCCUGCUGCGCCAGGCCGUGCUGCGCCAAGUGCUUCGCCUUCUGCCUUCAAGGGCUGGCGCCAAGGGCGGCCCCGCGGAGUUGGGCCUAACCCGGAGCGCCUGGGAGGCCAGCUCUCUGCGCAGUUCCCGGCAGAGUGGUCUCAGCCACUUCUGAGUGCGCCCGAAGGCUAAGCCAUCCAAAGUGCUCAGCGCAGCCAGCGCCUUUGAGGAACCAGAGUUUUGUCCCGUCGGGGCUGCAGCACACACUGGGGCCGCGUGGGGGCGGCAGAGGAUCCGUGUGCGCCUCGAGACCGGUGCAGUUCCGAGGCUUGCCACGCGAGGGCGCAGACACCCGACGCUCAGUUGUCCAGCUGGGAAUCCAGAGCCAAAGCCACAGGAGCAUGCGCUCAACGCCAGGGCCCCAGCUCCGCAGUGACUAGAGCAAGAGUGUUUGGGGGACACUUUCUGUCACUGCGGCCGCCAAGACAGAUUCUGUUCAUUAGAUCCUGAGCUCCUCCCAAACAGUCCCAAGACCUAUGCCCAAGCCAUGCACCAUCAUGGCCUCGAACUCCCAAAGCCUCCAACAGGACCCUGACGCCCCUCCCAUCGCGGCUCACCACUCCUCCCACCACAACAGCCCUCAGUCCCACCCUCCC
Urocitellus parryii (Arctic ground squirrel) is the source of this 3119-nucleotide messenger RNA. RefSeq names its product prostaglandin E receptor 1 (gene Ptger1). Gene Ontology annotation, cellular component: plasma membrane. Gene Ontology annotation, molecular function: prostaglandin E receptor activity. The record is from RefSeq and is a predicted model, not a curated record. Gene Ontology annotation, biological process: inflammatory response; positive regulation of cytosolic calcium ion concentration; adenylate cyclase-activating G protein-coupled receptor signaling pathway. NCBI's taxonomy places the organism in Eukaryota, Metazoa, Chordata, Mammalia, Rodentia, Sciuridae.